Messenger RNA from Amphiprion ocellaris (clown anemonefish), 4414 nucleotides. It is a transcript of the gene nat8, whose product is annotated as N-acetyltransferase 8. Lineage: Eukaryota; Metazoa; Chordata; Actinopteri; Pomacentridae. The transcript is spliced from 3 exons. Bases 1 to 675 code for a protein of 224 amino acids. The record is from RefSeq and is a predicted model, not a curated record. Gene Ontology annotation, molecular function: N-acetyltransferase activity.
AUGACCAACAUUCAGAUCCGGAAGUUUCGGGACAAAGACGCUGAAACGGUGAAGGAGAUCUUCACGUUGGGGGUGAGCGAGCACGUCCCUGCGUCUUUCACCCACAUGCUCAAACAGCCGCCCACCCAGAUGGUGCUCAUGUGCAUGUUCUGCGCCCUCAUGGCCAGCUCCAAGUCCUUCCUGCUCCCCAUCCUGGCCAUCACACUCCUCCUGGCCGGAGCCCGGCAGCUGGUUGUCUACUCGUUCAACAAAUACAUCGAGACGUCCCUCAGGAGCGACCUCCACAACAUCAGCGAGACCUACCUGAAGCAGAGGGACUCAUGUUUCUGGGUGGCGGAAAGCGACGGCCGUGUGGUCGGCACGGUGUGUUGUGUCCCCACUGAGACGGCGCCGGGUUGCUUGGAGCUGAAGCGCAUGUCGGUGCGUCGCAGUUACCGCGGGAUGGGCAUCGCCAAGGCUCUGUGUCGGACUGUAGCCGAUUUCACCCGUUACCGAGGUUACGCUGCCGUCAUCCUGCACACCUCUGUGGUGCAAACAGACGCUCAGAAGCUGUACGAGCACAUGGGCUACCAGAAGAUAAGAGAGUCUGUCGUUCCAGAGGUUUUGGCCAAAAUCAUGAACUUCACACUGUUUGAGUACAGACUGGAUUUACAGCAGGACAGAAAAAGAGACUAAAAGGAACAUAAACACGGUGAUUCAUUCUGGGUGACUGUUUCCAUGCUCAGGUCAGCUGAUAAAACCCACAUUAGGGGAACUAUUCACUGCUGUUUUCCUCUGAUCAUCAACAUGGCUUGGGAACAGACUCGAACUUCCUCCAAGAUCGUCUUCUUCCUGAUCCAGAAUGCCGGGCUGCUCACCGGCUUCGUCAUCAUCCUGCUCAUCACUAUGUUUGCAGGCGACAUAAACCUGGGAUAGAAGAGACACAAACUGCAGUAAAACGUAGUCCUGAGCUGCUUCCGUUUCUGCUCACACAGCCGAGCAGGAAAGUGAAUGUUUUGUAUGAACAAAACCAAAUGUUGAAAGGAGGAAAAACACUUUUAUACCUUUGGACUAUCGAUUUAGUGGAAUAUUUGCUCCAUUAAAAAAGAAAGGAAAACAUCUUGUCAGAUUUAUUUUAAGGAGACAAUAAAUUAUUUUUUCAGUCUUCAUACGUUGUGGAAUAUUUUAUGUUUAUUUGAGUUCACUGAUGUCGUGUUUUCUGGCCUGUUGUUGCAGCUGUGUUUGACCUUUUGGUUGUAUUACUGGAGUUUUCUUGUUGUCAAAAUUCCAAGAUUUUCAAAAACCAGUUGGACCUGCACAUCUUAACAUUUUUCCCUUGAAGAUCAAAAUAUAACAGAAAUCAUCACAACAAAUUUAAGAUACUUGAAUAUUAAGAAAUAACGUGACUUGAGUCUGAUUAUAUUUGAUCUCCACCACAGUUUGUCAGAUAUAAUUUGAGUGUUUGCAUUUUUUUAAACCAUCAAGGAUCAUUUACAGUACAUUGGAACUUUUCUGUGAACUUUGCAUUCAGUUUUUGCCAAAUUGUAUAUUAAGACUGUCGACUCAAGAUUUCAAGUAGCACAAAAGGAGGUCACAUUAAACACUGAAUUUAGCCGAUGAAACCUAUUUUGUUGCGAAUUUUGAACCCAAACAUUUCAAACUUUGACUCAUCACUCCAUAGCACUUUUCUGCAUUGAUCUUCACUCAGCUUUUUCGGAAGUUGUGUUUAUUUCAACCUUUUAGUCCUUAAAAAUGAGGAAGGUUCAACUUUCAAUCCAAAAAAAACCUGCCAAAUGCAGAGAGGUAUUCACUAGACUUCUCCAUUUUUGUCUUUCUCUUCUCCAGAAUAUCCAAAUUUCUUGACUACAGCUUGAAUCCUACUCAGUUUGUUUGCUUAUUUGCCUUUGGGAGUGACCUUCCUGCUGCAUGUAGAAGUUCACACUAAAUACUUUCCACUUUAGUGGGUAAAAACGUUAUUUUUCAGAUUUUUUUUGUUGUGUCUUUAUAUACUGUGUACACAUUUGAAGCAUAUUAAAGUACUGUUGUGAUACAAAAACUAAGAAAUGCCUGUGUAUAGUCAUUACCACUGUUCCCUCUAAGCUGCGCAAUUUCGCACUGCUGACACGGUCUCCGCGCACAGAAAAUCUGCGCUGCACACAAAAAAAACAAAAAAAAAAAAACAACCUAAAUUGUAAAUAAAAUAAACAAGUAACAAUUCAUUCUGUGCUAUUUUUCAGUGUGAGUCAGUGAGUGACCGGUGACUGGCUGCUGCAGCCAAUGAUGCGAUUCACAUACGUAUUUACCAUAGACUGUAUAUAAUGGUAUUUACGCAGCUAAUCAACGUCAGGCGUCCUUAUGUGCAGCUACCGUUGUUCUCAUAGAUAUGAAUGAGUAGAUAGGACACGCCCCUUUGAGCUGCGUGCUACAACGAGGCUAAGCUAGUGGGGGCAAAGUUUCAGUGCAUUCCGUUGAUGUAGACGGCGUGAAAACGGAAACAAGAAGUAUGCCGUCUCACUGUACUGCAUACAGUUACACACUACGUCGUACGAUUGAGACAAAGAAACUUGGAAUGACUUUUCAUAGGUUUCCCAGAGACUAUGGGUUGAGGAGGAAUUGGAAGUUUGUCGGCUUAGACCUGGUGUCAUUCCAUCAGUGUUAAACUUCCCGGCUCAUCUUGGAAGAGUACGUGCCAGAAAGACCACGACCAAGCAGCCUUGAGAUCUUAGACAGCGUCUCCCUGAGGUCCCUCUCUAUCUCCCCACACAUCCACCAACCACUGGAACACAUCUCCAAAGUUCUGCCGGGCCAGCUCAGCUUCCCCUCAGAAGAAGUGCUGCCACCUGCCAGAUGAAGGAGCCUUUUGAGAGGCAGCUGGCAUCGUGAUUGGACUGUACUUUGGUCUGUUCCAAUCCAGCUUCAGCUCCAGAGACGGCAGGCGGGACGAGUCAACGGAGGCCUGGUGGACGAAGGCAUGCAGCUGAGUACAAUCCAGAAAACAACAGAGGAGGAGUGCAGGGCCAGAACAAGCAGAGUAGCAUCGUAUGUCUCUUAGAAAACAUCAUAGUAGAACCUUUGGUAUGAAAAAAAACCAUCAUAUACAUCGUAUAUUGUACAAAUAACAAGUCAAAGGAAAGAGACCUACAUUGUAGAAUUGUAGUAAUUGUGGGCUGACUGAUUUACUGAUUAUCAGUAUUUUAUUUUUUACUGAUUUACGGUAAUAAAUACAUUUAAAAAUGGCACUACUUUGGCUCUGAACCUUUAUCUACCUGUGGUCGCUCUGUCUUCUGGAGUGAUUUGAUUGGUUAUACGUAACAAAUAAAACUCCUUUAACUUAACAUCUGUAAACAAAACAAAAACGUAUCAACAACGUUUUCUGUUAGAGUUUGUGUUCUUCUAAGUUUAACUCCAAGAUUUUAAAUACUUUCAUUUACUGCAAAUGAAUAUCUACUCCAAAUGUCUCACUAAUAAUCAUUAUCAGCCUUAAAAACCCACAAAACACCCCUCUAUACUCGACCACACUUAGUACAGUCUGGUUCCCCCUUCUAUAAAUCUGAUUGGAAUCUUCCACUUCCUGUUUGUCAAAGUGGCCUUCUACCUGGACAGGUUUUGUUGGAGCUCAUGCAACAAACAUUUUGGGUAACUGCACUUUAAUAUGGAUGGAUGACACUGAAUUAGAGUCUGUUUUAAUGAGACUGAGUUAAGAUGUGUAGCUCUGUCAUUAAAUAGUAAAUUAUUUCUCAGAAUUCACAGAGAAAAGUCUGAAAUGUUUUCUAGGUUAGCGUCCCACAUGUUCUUUGGCUCAGCUAAAGCUAACUCUCUCCAACUUCUGGAUCUCUUGAGUUGCUUGUUGUUAAAAUAUCUUGCUAGAGGUGCUGAAGCUCAGAAAGUCUGAGAUGUUUGUUCAAAAUAAGCUCAUUCUCAAGUCUUAUCUGAACUGUCCUCUUUUGUUUGAACUUUCCCUAAACUUAGGAGUUAAUGACAGAGCAGCACAUCCAGACUCAGUCUCAUUUAUGUAGAGAUUAAACUUCAGUGUCAUUCAUUGAUGUUAAAGUGCAGUUUUUCAAAUGUUUGUUGCACAUGCUCCUGACCAAACCAGUCCAGGUGGAAGACGAUGUGAAGAGAAAGCUCCAGAGGAUGAAUAUCACACAUUUACGUUGGAAAUAAAUGUCCUUUAAUGAGACAUUGUCAUGCAAAAGUUGGAUUUCCAUUUAAUGAUGUUAAAAUCUUUGAGUGUUUUGUUGAUGUUGGUUUCUAAAUGUUUUCUGACACUCUGCCCCAAAGAUUAAAACCUUUUACAGCUCACAAGCUGCAACAAUUCACACAUUAUCAACUAUCUUUCUGACUAAACUAAGAUAAAAAGUGAAAAACUGUCUGAUUCCUGCAUCAUGAAUGUAAAUCUUUUUGGUUUUUAUGACAGUAAACUGAAUAUAUUUGG